AUGCUGUAUUUGGAACCCACUGCUGGCGCGAUCGAGCUUCUCCGAAUCUGGCGGGACAAAUUGACCCCAAAGGAUGAUGCGGAUGGGCCGCACACCACAGUGGAUCAGUUUAGUUUCAACAGUGCAAUCCGGGACAUGGGUGACAGGCUGCACUGGGAGAUGCUGGAGGGGGAUGCAUUCCCCCCCGGCUUCAUGUUUUUUAAGGACUCGGGGUGGAAGCACCGAGACAGCUGGCACCCAACCCGGGAGCCAGUCAUCGUGCACAACAACUGGAUAAAGGGCGGCGACAACAAGCGCAGGCGUUUUGUGGACGCCGGCCUGUGGAAUCCCUCCGGAAAAUUGGACGUUUCAAAAUGCUCCUGA
This is a messenger RNA of Ostreobium quekettii, 363 nucleotides long. The record is from the annotation of a GenBank genome assembly. NCBI's taxonomy places the organism in Eukaryota, Viridiplantae, Chlorophyta, Ulvophyceae, Bryopsidales, Ostreobiaceae.